Clarias gariepinus (North African catfish) is the source of this 1924-nucleotide messenger RNA. RefSeq lists its product as uncharacterized. Gene Ontology annotation, molecular function: nuclear retinoic acid receptor binding; nuclear thyroid hormone receptor binding; transcription coregulator activity. The record is from RefSeq and is a predicted model, not a curated record. The transcript has 17 exons. Gene Ontology annotation, cellular component: mediator complex. Lineage: Eukaryota; Metazoa; Chordata; Actinopteri; Siluriformes; Clariidae. Bases 59 to 1828 code for a protein of 589 amino acids. Gene Ontology annotation, biological process: regulation of transcription by RNA polymerase II; cellular response to thyroid hormone stimulus.
UCUUAAAUGAAAAUGUAAUUUGCUUCCUUGUAAUUAGGAGAAAGUGGAAACAGCUGAGAUGGAAUCAAAAGUGGAUGUCCUCAAGAAGACCUUUUUAUCUGCAUUAAGCUCCAAAUAUGCAGAAAAACCAUGGAGUGAAACGUUUCAGCUGGUGCACAGAUGCAUGGAAAAAUCUAGAGCAGACAGCAGGCACUGUGAGCCAAUCAUUAGAUGCCUGCAGAAACUCCAGGAAGCUCAAAAUGUGACCUCUUUGAGUGCCAUGGUGACCAGACUGGAGAUGAUUGCCAAGGAGAGAGAACUGGGCUCCCACUUAAGUCCCACGGAGACCGUGUGCUAUCUGACAGCUGAUCUGUUCUAUGUGGAGGUGCUGCUGCUGCCUGGGGGAGAGGUCGAGGAUGUGAAACUCGCUCAGCAUGGAGAGGCUCCUGAGUCAAAUGCAUCACUUUGUCAGUUGCUAAGGAUGAAGAAGUUUAAGGAAUUCUCACUUAAGAUGGAUGACCUUGCUUCUCUCUACAACAUACCAGGAGACAAUCCUACCAAGGUAAAGUUGUACACAUCGCUUCAGCAUCUGCAGAAAGACCUCCUAAAAAUCUCAAAUUUACCAAGGCAUUUGAUAGAGAAUGAUGCUCAUGUUGAUAUGGUUCUGCAUGGAAGAAUUGGGCGUGUUAUACCCAACAAAGAAGGAAGCCCAAUGAGCAUUGAGUACUACAUCAGCCCUUCAGAUGCUCUGAUGGAGAGGUUUAAUCCAGGUGAGGGCAGCCGUAGCCAGACUGCUACGGUGGGGGUGUGCACCAGUGCCAGUCCACACAGGUUGCAGAUGGAAUCUCUGAUUCCCACACCACCUCAAGUGGACUCACUAGGGCUUCCUAUUUUCAUCCCGCUGUCCGAAACCUGCUCCGAGUUCCUCCCGGCCUUCUUCCAUCUCAAAAUCAAGCCACCAGUGCCCAUGCUCAGCACCUUCAUCCACAAGAUGAGCCAAAUAACUGACAUUCCUUCAGAUGCUAACCUGCAGGGGGAGCCACUUUUCCAGCUACUCCAGUCGACUACUUUUGAGGACAAGAGAGACUGUGAUCACUUUUUUGUGUCUCUGCCAGGUGCUGAGUUUCACAGCUAUUUGUUUGCUGAUGCCGAAUGGAAUUGUGACUCCUGGAAAGGAUCCCUAAUUCACACAGUUCAAUUCACCCUUCCUGCCCAUGUACCCGCCUUAUUGGACCUCCUCCGGUAUCAAUCUGCCAUCAACACUCUACUGCUGAGCUGCAUCACCGACCUUAAGCAGCAGCCCGAUUUGGUGUGUGACCUGAGCUGUGAAAUCUUCCCUCAGUCUAACUGCAGCUUUUCUGUAACCUUCAGCAUCCCAGACUGCGAGACACUGGCAGUUUUGUUUGUUUCUGUAGUGAAUUGUCGUCAGCUUCACUGCAGGCUUCUAAUGCCUGGUACAGUGGAUCACUCUCUAGAUGACUAUGUCUCCAGAGUCCUCACACGGUGCAUGUCCAUCCCCAUCACUUUAAGAGCUAUACGGAAGAGAAUAUCCAGUCUGAGGGCUCCAGCGCUGCCAAUUGAACUCAAGAAGGCUGAAAAUUCAAUCUCUGCACCAACACAUUGCACUGUGGAAAACACUCCAGCCAUCCUCCCUUCUGCCGUGCUCUCCCCAGAGCCCAUGGAGGAGGACGAGCUUCCCUCUAACCCUGCCCACUAUGUCAUGUCUGUAGCUGCCGCUCCGGCUGUUGAUGAUGCUAAUACAGAUGCGAUUGCUAACCGUUCCCCCUGUGUCUCUGUGGGUGUCCAUUCACACUGGGUGGCCAGCGGCUUUCCAUCUGAGAUGAUUUAGGAUAGUGGAAAGGGAUGAUCAUGGUGUGAUCGGAGAGAUAUACAGUAAAUGAUUUGCUUUUAAGGAAGUCAUUAAUAAAGAUAUUUUAAAAUGGAA